Molecule: messenger RNA, 1317 nt
Organism: Paramecium octaurelia
Lineage: Eukaryota; Ciliophora; Oligohymenophorea; Peniculida; Parameciidae
Source: the annotation of a GenBank genome assembly
AUGUAUAGUAAAUAAAAAUAAUUACCUGAAAUUAAUACAUUGUUUGAAAGCAAUAGAGAUAUGAAUAAAGACAUUGGAAUAAUAACGGAUUCUCGUCAACAAAAGAUAAUUGAAGAUUCAUUUCUUAUUAAUACUUCUGAUUCUUUAAAUGUAAAGUCCUUAGAAACAAAUCUUAGAGUACCGAUCCUUAACUUACCUUAAACUAAAUUUGAAAAUUCAAACUUGGCUUAAUACUUAUUUUAAAACAUAUAACCUUAAAUGUAAUGUAAUACUAACAAUCAAAUAUACUUUAAAGAUCAAUUAUUAAAUGAAAAAUAAAUAAAUUAAGAGACACAAUCUUUCGCUAAUAAAUAAAACUUGUAACCUUUCACUUAUCAACUAAUCCAACAAUAUUCAAUUUCAAAAAGGAAAUACUGCUGUGCAAUAGCCAUUAAUUAAGAUUGUUCGAUAUUAUUAGCUGGAUGUGGCAAUCAAAUUAAAGUAUUUGAUUUCAAUUAAGGAAUUAUUAAAAUAAAUUAAAUUUUACAGGAACAUAAGGAUCGAGUAUUUACCUUAAACUUCAUGAAGAAAUCGUGUUCGUUUAUAUCUGGGGCUUGUGAUAAUACUAUAAUUAUAUGGUAAUAAAGUUAAAACAAUUAAUGGAUUUCCUAAUAAAUAUUAAACGGACAUACCAGUUAUAUCUUUUGUCUAAUUUUAAAUAACAAUGAAGAUUUAAUUGUGUCAGGAAGUUGGGAUAAUACAAUAAAAUUUUGGGUGAAGAAUAAUUAAUGGUCCUGCCAUUAAACAAUUGAAGAUCAUACUAGUGAUGUUUAUGGUGUGAGUUUUAAUUAAUAAUAAAAUAGAAUUGUUUCUUGUGGUAGCGAUAAUUUAAUAUUAAUAAUGGAAUUAUAAGGAGAGCAUAAAGAAUGGAUUAUAAUUUAAAAGAUCUCAGUUGAAUAAUAUGGUUAUAGAGUAUGCUUUAUUGAUAAUAAUAUGUUCGCAUUAUCAAUAUAUGACAAAGAAUAGAUCUCUAUUUUUGAAAUGAACAGUGUAAAUCGAUAAUUUACAAAGACUAGAGAUAUUCAUGUUAAAUGUGAAUCAGAUGGUAAUUGUUUAUUUCCUUCAUAAUAUAUAAUGUCAAAAUCUCUCCUUUUUAGUAAGAAUGGGUAAUGUGUUAAUGUAAUAAAGAAAACAUUAAAUGGAGAGUUUGUAACUGAAUAAUCUAUUCAAUUUUAUACACCUUCAAUAUUUGGAGUAAUUAAUGAUGAUGGAGAGUAUUUGAUCACUUGGGAUGCUAACUCAAAUUAAAUACAAAUCAGAAGAUAUCAAGAAUUUUGA